Necator americanus (New World hookworm) is the source of this 2400-nucleotide messenger RNA. RefSeq lists its product as uncharacterized. The transcript has a single exon. NCBI's taxonomy places the organism in Eukaryota, Metazoa, Nematoda, Chromadorea, Rhabditida, Ancylostomatidae. Gene Ontology annotation, cellular component: extracellular matrix. Bases 1 to 2400 code for a protein of 799 amino acids. The record is from RefSeq and is a predicted model, not a curated record. Gene Ontology annotation, biological process: cell adhesion involved in heart morphogenesis; larval heart development. Gene Ontology annotation, molecular function: catalytic activity.
AUGUUCCUCUGCUUGUACAAACCGGAUCUAAUUUUUAUUACUGAAACUUGGUUAACCACUAAAAUUUUGGACUCUGAGCUCGUUGGUAACCUGCCCUAUAAUGUCUACCGUUCGGACCGAUCCAUGAGAAGAGGAGGUGGGGUGUGCGUUCUUGUCAAGGCAUUUAUUAGUGCUCAAAUCGUUACUGGUGACAACGAUCUUAAAGCUGACUUACUCUCCGCUGAAAUUUUGUGUGCUGAUGAUUUGACGCAACUUCGUUUUAUACUCGUAUACCGACCUCCAAAUAGUUCUGCUGCUGAUGAUAAAAAACUUGUAGACGUACUUAGCGAUCUUGCGGUUAUGAAUCAUCAAACUAUUAUUCUCGGGGACUUCAAUCUACAUAUAGAUUGGAUUAACUCCGUAGCUUUCAACUCAUCUUCAUCGCUUUUCUUAGAUUUUUUCACCAGUGCUGAUUUCGUGCAAAAUGUGAAUCUGCCUACCCACGCUGAUAAGGUUCUUGACAUCCUCCUUACACCUAGCGCCUACACUCUAGAUGUUGAGCUUCUUCCACCCCUAGCCUCAUCCGACCACGCAAUUGUCCAUUUCGAAACACCUGUAUCUAUGUCAGCUCCAAGAAUUCCGUUUCCUAACUUUUUCGCGGCUGACUACCUUUCCUUAAACGAUUACUUUUCUGGUGUUGACUGGUUUACUCUAUUCAAUCAAUAUUCUUCAUGUUCGGACAUUUAUCGCAGAUUCUGCAAGAAGGUUUAUGAGGGUCUUGCAAAAUUUGUUCCUUUUCGAUUUCCUCGCCCCUUUUGUUCGAAUCUUCCACCUCAGCUGAAAGCCUUAAUCUCUCAGAAACAACGUCUUUUUGAGGAGCUAAACCAUCCUUUACAUAACCCGCUGUACAAGAAAGUAUGUUCUGACAUUGACUUCCACAUGAAAAGAUAUCUUCGUUAUCGAGAGCGCCACUUAGUGCACAGCAAAUCCAUGAAGCCCUUUUAUUUGUACUUAAGGCAUAAAAUGAAAGGCAAUGGAAAACUUCCUGGUCUUACAGAUCAAACAGGAGUUACUUAUAUCAGAGAUGCUGAUAAAGCUAAUGCCCUAGCCUUGCAUUUUGCCAGUGUGUUUUCUUCAGAGUGCAGUAAUAAUACUCCAGAAAUUGUUGGCAUUGGUCCUAUCCAACAGCAGUGCCGUGCCAUAUUUUUCCAUCCUUCAGAUAUCUACAAAUAUCUCAAGUCUCUCAAACCGUCGGUCAGUGAAACAUAUGACGGAAUCCCGCCAAUUGUAUAUAAGGAGUGUGCUGCUACUUUAUGUUGUCCUCUAGCCCAUAUCUUUAACAUCUCUAUGCUAUUAGGUGAAGUUCCGGAGGUGUGGAAAAGCGCCAUAGUUACAGCAAUUCCUAAGUCCCCAGGUACUAAUCUGCUGAGCAACUAUCGUCCUAUUAGCUUAUUACCAACGCCAGUCAAAAUUAUGGAAAAGAUUAUCAGGGAUAAACUGUUGUCUUGGCUAAAGAAGUUUCAUCUGAUUCCCGCUCAACAACAUGGGUUUGUCGGUGGAGCUUCGACAUCUACUAAUCUAAUUGAUAGUAUUUUUGACUGGUCCUUAGCUUGCAAUCAAGGUAAAUCGAUUGAUAUAAUAUACGUUGACCUGUCUAAAGCCUUCGAUAAAGUAUGCCACUCUAAAUUAAUUGCUAAGCUUAAGUACUUCGGAAUAACGGGCCAUAUUAUAGAUUGGAUGAUCUCGUAUCUUAAUAUGAGAAGUAUGACAGUCAAAGUCGGCCACAAAUACUCAGCCAAGUUCCCUUGCAGAAGUGGAGUUCCACAAGGAGGAGUUCUCUCCCCUCUCUUGUUUCUCAUCUACACUAUCGACUUACCUAAUGUUAUCAGAACCUCUUCUCACGUCAGUGUCCAAAUGUACGCUGAUGACAUUAAGAUUUACGGCAUAUACGAUGACGAGAACUACCUCGAAGUACGCAAUGCACUUCAGACAUCACUAGCUAAAAUGUCCGACUGGGCCUCCAAAUGGGAUCUGCGCAUUAACCACGACAAGUCUCUGGUUAUGCAUAUAGGUAAAGGGAAUGUGGCUGAGUAUAGUAUGAAUGGAGUAGCUCUUAAAAUUUGUAAAUCUGUAAGAGACUUAGGGAUUUUUGUGGAUUAUAACCUCAACUUCACAGAACAUAUUGAUCAUAUUGUAAGGAAAGCAUACUCGGCCCUUUUUCGACUAUUCCGCAUUGUUCACACCUCUAAUCCAACUAUUCUCACUCGUCUAUACAAAUCGUUCGUCUUACCUCAUCUUGAAUAUGGCUCUCAAAUUUGGAGCCCUUCAAAGAAAAAAAUAUAUAGCAAAGCUCGAAAAGGUGCAAGAGACUUUUACGCGUAUGUUAUGCAGAAGAAUGUCAACAGACUUAGCGGUGAAUAG